Messenger RNA from Drosophila subpulchrella, 3719 nucleotides. RefSeq names its product dyslexia-associated protein KIAA0319-like protein. Gene Ontology annotation, cellular component: plasma membrane; cytoplasmic vesicle. The transcript is spliced from 8 exons. The coding region runs from base 152 to 3358 and encodes 1068 amino acids. NCBI's taxonomy places the organism in Eukaryota, Metazoa, Arthropoda, Insecta, Diptera, Drosophilidae. The record is from RefSeq and is a predicted model, not a curated record.
AAUAAAUCAGCUGUCAGCUGGAGUAAGUGGUUAUUUUUUUUGUUGUGCGCUGGCCGAAAGAAAAAAUCGCAUUGCCAGUGUUUUGUUGGUGAUUUUAGACCAGAAACUCUAGCAAAUAGGCGAGUAUUGUGCAGAGGAACCCACAUUCAAGAUGGUUCCGUUGGGCAGAUGGAGUUUCAACCUGCUUUUGCUGGCCUUUUCGAUGGCGUCAGCAUAUGCCGACGUCACAACGCAAAACGCUCUGCUGGGUGGAAAUAAAAAACACAAAGAAGUCCCGGAUACUUCGGUUGGCGGCGCUAUAUCGCCGAAUUUGGUGUGCCACAAGAUGUUGAGGCACGUUUUCGAAAACGCCACGCCGCGGGAUGAACAGCAGGCGGGUGUUUUCGAGGAGUACAAACCCCCACCGGACUCGGUGGAACCCCUGGAGGAGGAGGCCUAUCUCUGGAACUGUCUACAGGCGUGCUGCGAGAAGCCCCGGAAUGCGACCAGCGCCUGCAAUGUGGUCCUCGUCUUUAAGGGCAAGUGUUACCACAUCCGUUGUCAGAGCAACGAGGCCUGUUUGCCCAAGCUAAGGGUUCGGAUGCCCAACGAGAAGGUCCAGAUGGUACUGGUGAAUCCCCUGGGCGAUGCCACCUGGCCACAGCUCCUCAAGGCGGAGGCCGCCAAACAGAAUGCCGAGAUCCUGCCCUACGACGAGGCAGCCCUCAAUUUCUGGAAGCAGCCCAGGAGAUUGGGCUACCUGUCCCGCAAUCAGGAAACCCCCGUUUACGAGGACGAAGAUUUCCCAUUGGCAGACAAACGGAUGAAUCAGAUGAUCUUCCAGCCGGAUGAAACCGAUGUGUUGGCCAACGAAGAGCUCGGCUACUACGAUUCGAAUGCCAAGUUCACGGCCUGCGAUGUGGAGACACCUUGUCCACCUCCUCAACAAUGUGUGCCCCUCCAGCCGAAUGCAGUGAGAGGCGUCUGCAGCUGUCCCGAGGGAUUCGUGUGGAAUAAGCAAAGGAAGUGCGUGAUGGCAGCGGUGCCAUAUAGCUCCUAUCUGACCAGCAAUGAGGCAGGGCAGCAGGAAGCGGCGGCGAGUGAGAAUUCACCAGAGGUAUCUGCUCCUCCACUGAAAACCGAGCAGAGCAAGGAUAUUGUGGUCUCCGUGAUGUCCAAGGAAGUUCGGUUGCCGGAACAGGAAGUAACCCUAGCAGCAUUUACGGUUCCCGAUGAGCAAACCAGCGAUACCAAGUACAAAUAUCUAUGGACUCUUAUUUCCCAGCCCAAGGGUCCCAUGAACGGCACCAUUUCGGACCAGAGCAAGUCCAAGGUGAAGCUAUCCAAUCUCUCCGAGGGACUGUACACCUUCAAAGUCACUGUGAUUGGGGACAAUGGAACUUUUGGCGAGGCAACAGCAAAUGUAACCGUGCUUCCCGAGAACCGUAUCAAUCAGCCACCCCAGGUGAUCAUCUCGCCCAGGGAGCAGAUCAUCCGACAGCCCACCACCAAUGCCAUACUCGAUGGCAGCACCAGCACGGAUGACGAUAAGAUCACCAACUGGCACUGGGAGGUGAUCUCAGGACCUAUUGGUUAUCAACCAGUAUUGCCAGAGGUUAAUACCCUCCAGCUGGAUCUCACCUCUCCGGGAAACUACACCUUCAAGUUGACCGUAACCGAUUCGAAUAACGUGACCAACUCCACCACUGCCACCAUAGCCGUUCUCAAGGAAACCGACUAUGCUCCUGUGGCCAAUGCCGGCGAUGCCGUGAUCUUAUAUUUGCCAAACAAUAAUGUCACCCUGAAUGGAACAGCUAGUUCGGAUGACCACGAGAUCGUGGCCUGGGAGUGGACCAAGGAUGCCAGCGAUGAGGCCAAGGCUGUGGAUAUGCAGAAUACGAGAACUCCCUAUGUGCAGUUGUCCAAUCUGGAGGAGGGCAUGUACACCUUUGUACUCAAAGUCACCGACGGCAGUGGGCAAUCCAGUACGGCCAAGGUCCAUGUCUUUGUGAAGCCCCCAACGAAUUCCCCGCCAGUUGCUGAGGCAGGAACUAAUACGACCACCAGCUUACCCAUUAACUGGGUGCUUCUGAAUGGAUCCGAAUCCAAAGAUGAUAUUGGCAUCAAGAAUUAUUUAUGGAAGCAACUUAGUGGACCCAAUAAUGCAGUCAUUUUAAAGUCCAACUCAUCGAUUGCUAAUGCAACUUCCUUAACACUGGGUCUCUAUGAGUUUGAGUUGAGUGUGGCAGAUGAAAACAAUAACACGGCUACGGACACCACCUGGGUGAAGAUUGUUCAGGAACGCAAUGCUGCCCCAAUAGCCAACGCUGGAGGAGAUCACACCAUCACCCUGCCAGCCACAGCCAUCUAUUUCAAUGGUUCCAAGUCUUGGGAUGACCUGGCCGUGGUCAAGUACGUUUGGACCCGCGAUGAGCACAGCCUGGCAGCUGGUGUGAUUGUGGCGGAUACCGACAAAGAACCAGUUAUGAUUUUGACCAAUCUAGUCCAAGGCCGAUAUGUUUUCACCCUGACUGUGAGCGAUGAUCAGGGGUUGACUAGUUCAGAUACUGUCAGCGUGAACGUCCGUCGCGAUCCCAAGCUGUUGAAUCUCGUUCAAAUGACCCUGCCCAUGGGCAUCUCCGUUCUGGCACAAUCCGAACUGGAUUCUGUGGUGCAGAAACUGCAGCUUCUGCUGGGAGAUGAGAACAAGAUACAGGUCAGGGAGCUUAAAUACGAUCUGCAUACGGAUGCCACUGUGCUGGUCUUUUAUGUGAACGAUGGUCAGGGAAAGGCACUAGAUGGCUUGCAGGUGGAACGGCAGCUAAGGACCCAGCUUCAGAAAGAUGCAUCCAUACUAGGCGCAUUCGCUGUCGACAUUCGCACCACCGUUUGUCAAAAUGAUUGCUCCGGUCAUGGUACCUGUAAUCCCAUUACCAGAGCCUGCAUAUGCGAGGCAUUCUGGAUGCCCUCAGCGGGCUACUUCUUCAACAAUCAGGAGGCCAAUUGUGAUUGGUCUAUUUUAUAUGUGUUCGUUGGAGUGAUUGUGGGCUGUCUUUUGCUAUCUGGAGUGUUUUGGGGUAUAGCCUGUGCCUGCAGACAAUCGAAAAAGCCGCGACUUCGCCAGAAAGUGCAAAAAUAUUCAUUGAUUGGCAAUAAGGAUGAAGAAGCGGCCAAUUACUCUCGCAACACAUCGCUGACCGAAUCAGAGACGGACUCCGAUGUCCUUUUCGAGACCCGCACCAAGUCCAAUGGCCUGGGCAAGCACAAGUCGCACAAUUCGCACAGUCAUGGCCAUGGAAGUAGUGGAGGCAGCCUAUCUUCCGGUCGAGAGGGUCACAAGUAUGGAACACAAAAGUUGGGCCGCAAAAUUAAGGCAUAAAAGUAUAGACCUUGGGGCUUAGGAGAUCUAUAUGUGUGUGUUAGUCGAUCUACUAUACUGUGUGUGUGAUAUCUAUUUUGUAUUUCUAUAAUGUACUCGGAUCUUUUGUACUUUCCGCAAAACUCGUCUGAAGUGAAGUUGUCUAUAAGUUCCUUUAUGUGCAAUUAUGUUUAAGUUAAGACCUAUUGUUUAUAUUAUUUUAAGCUGCUGCUGUGCAACAAAUUUUAUUAUUUAUUUUUACUGCAUUUUUACUGCGAUACUUUUUAUGUGUGUAUAUAUAUAGGCAUAGCUGUUCACAAUCAAUGUAACAAACGACAUGUAACUGCUUAAAAGUGCAUUAUUACCCACAUUAAACAAAACC